This is a messenger RNA of Lymnaea stagnalis (great pond snail), 6942 nucleotides long. The record is from the annotation of a GenBank genome assembly. Lineage: Eukaryota; Metazoa; Mollusca; Gastropoda; Lymnaeidae.
GUUCAACGAUGGAAGGAGAGGCCUGCGAUGAAGAGAAAUGGCCGCAGCUGGUCAACAUGUCAACCGAAGAACUCUGGGUCUUCAUGGAGGACGAGGAGCGAUUGGAGGCGGUCAAGAAGAUCCCAACGUUCCUGCUGCUCAGCGGGCUCAUGCUGGUGGGUCUCCCUGGCAACGUCCUAGUUCUGCUCGUCUACGGUCUGAGGUUCCCGGCCUCCACCACGAAAUGUUUCAUCAUGGCGAUGGCGGCGUUCGACUUCAUGAACUGUGCCGUGGGAAUGCCGUUUGAGAUGGUCGACCUUAAGCGAGAUAUAGACCUGGAUAUUCCCAUUCCUUGCAAGGUGAGUUUUUUCGCUUCACAGACCUGGAUAUUCCCAUUCCUUGCAAGGUGAGUUUUUUCGCUUCACAGACCUGGAUAUUCCCAUUCCUUGCAAGGUGAGUUGGUUCACUUCACAGUUCACAGACCUGGAUAUUCCCAUUCCUUGCAAGGUGAGUUUUUUCGCUUCACAGACCUGGAUAUUCCCAUUCCUUGCAAGGUGAGUUGGUUCACUUCACAGUUCACAGACCUGGAUAUUCCCAUUCCUUGCAAGGUGAGUUUUUUCGCUUCACAGACCUGGAUAUUCCCAUUCCUUGCAAGGUGAGUUGGUUCACUUCACAGUUCACAGACCUGGAUAUUCCCAUUCCUUGCAAGGUGAGUUUUUUCGCUUCACAGACCUGGAUAUUCCCAUUCCUUGCAAGGUGAGUUGGUUCACUUCACAGUUCACAGAACUGGAUAUUCCCAUUCCUUGCAAGGUGAGUUUUUUCGCUUCACAGACCUGGGUAAUCCCAUUUCUUGCAAGGUGAGUUGGUUCACUUCACAGUUCACAGACCUGGGUAUUCCCAUUUCUUGCAAGGUGAGUUGGUUCACUUCACAGACCUGGAUAUAUUUCCAUUUCUUGCAAGGUGAGUUUUUUCGCUUCACAGACCUGGAUAUUCCCUUUCCUUGCAAGGUGAGUUGGUUCACUUCACAGUUCACAGACCUGGAUAUUCCCAUUCCUUGCAAGGUGAGUUUUUUCGCUUCACAGACCUGGGUAAUCCCAUUUCUUGCAAGGUUAGUUGGUUCACUUCACAGUUCACAGACCUGGGUAUUCCCAUUUCUUGCAAGGUGAGUUGGUUCACUUCACAGACCUGGAUAUAUUUCCAUUUCUUGCAAGGUGAGUUGGUUCACUUCACAGCCCUGGAUAUAUUUCCAUUUCUUGCAAGGUGAGUUGGUUCGCUUCACAGACCUCGAUACUCACAUUUCUUGCAAAGUGAGUUGGUUCACUUCAUCAUAUAGGUGAGUUGGUUCACUUCAGCAUAUAGGUGAGUUGGUUCACUUCAUCAUAAAGGUGAGUUGGUCAUAUAUUUCCGGAGAACUUUUCUCUCCCAUAUGUUGAAUAGGUUUUAUGCCGUUCUUGUUAGGCAUAAAUGUUUGGAAAAUAUGGCAGGAAUGCUUGGGAAAUAUGACAGAAAUGCUUGGGAAAUAUGGCAAAAAUGCUUGGGAAAUAUGGCAAAAAUGCUUGGGAAAUAUGGCAGAAAUGCUUGGGAAAUAUGGCAAAAAUGCUUGGGAAAUAUGGCAGAAAUGCGGGGGAAAUAUGGCAGAAAUGCGUGGGUAAUAUGGCAGAAAUGCGGGGGAAAUAUGGCAGAAAUGCUUGGGAAAUAUGGCAGAAAUGCGUGGGAAAUAUGGCAGAAAUGCUUGGGAAAUAUGGCAGAAAUGCGUGGGAAAUAUGGCAGAAAUGCUUGGGAAAUAUGGCAGAAAUGCGUGGGAAAUAUGACAGAAAUGCUUGGGAAAUAUGGCAAAAAUGCUUGGGAAAUAUGGCAGAAAUGCUUGGGAAAUAUGGCAGAAAUGCUUGGGAAAUAUGGCAAAAAUUCUUGGGAAAUAUGGCAGAAAUGCUUGGGAAAUAUGGCAGAAAUGCUUGGGAAAUAUGGCAGAAAUGCUUGGGAAAUAUGGCAGAAAUGCUUGGGAAAUAUGGCAGAAAUGCGUGGGAAAUAUUAUUUUUAAUAGGAGCACUCUAGAUUAACGUGAUUAGAAAAGGGAUUUAACUAAUGUUACUUGCUUCUAUGUAGGCGCGUUACUACAACUCUGAUUAUGAAACCGUAAAACCGUUUGUUCGUUGAGUCGGCUGAAGAAGAUUUUAUCUGAGUCGUUUGUAUUGCACCUAAGAGCCGUUCGAGUCUCAACGCACGGGGGGUCGGGACAGAUUGUACGCUACUGUGCAGCUCUCGUGGCGCGAGAUAGGGUCCUCGAUUUGUAAACUGUUGAGAACCACUGAAAGCGCAUUGAGAUGUGUACCACUCACCACGUAGGCCAUCACUUACUCACAGUCGUUGUCUAGACAAGUUUGCGUGACGCUUACACUCUUAUCUUUGACAUAGAAGGGAAACCACUGAGCCGCACUUUGACUAAGAGCAAUCUUUACUACAUGGACGAUGUCAGACGUGGAUCCAGAAAACAGCUCUGGUUGCGCAGCCUGAUUCGAAAAGAAGCGCAUUGCUAUUCCAGCAUCUUAAUUACUUGAUUGUUUUAUCACUGUCGAGUAUGAGCGUUCAUUAGGAAUUGUUGCGACUCAAUAUUAUGUUCAUUAGUUGUUGAACGCUUUUCCCGCGCUUGACUAUUAUAGUUAGUGAACGCUCUUCCCGCCAUUGUCUUUAUGACGUAUUUUUAUGCUGAGUCGUGACGUAUUGUCUAUGCCGUGUUGUGACGUAUGUUUUAGCCGUGCGGCAGUCUUGAGUGAAACCUUGGAGUGAUAGGAUGUUUAUUAUAUUUACUUAGAUAUUAAAGUUAUAGUUAUUAUGAAACGGAGUUGAGUUUGUUAAUUGAUAGUGAGAAUAGUACGACGCUUCAACGUAUGAAAGAACUGACGAAUGUAAUCAAUCCAAGAAGACGUGUAGGAGUUGACAUGAAAAGCGUUCAACAACUAAUGAACAUAAUAUUGAGUCGCAACAAUUCCUAAUGAACGCUCAUACUCGACAAUCACUUAUUACUACAGUAAUUUUAAACCGUUACUUCAUUUGACAUAUACCUCUUUACCACAUUACCACAUGACCAAUUUCCUAAUAUCUUCCUCACACUCAGAUUUUCCGGUUCCUGGUCACUCUGAGCUCGUGCGGCUCCGUCACUGUGCUGGUCGUAGUGUCUCUGGACAGAUUUCGUCGCAUCUGUCGCCCUUUUCAGAAGCAAAUGACGGUGAGGCAGAGUAAAUUCAUCAUUGGGGGUAUGCUGCUGCUGUCCUUGGCCUUCUCCACACCAGCACUCGUUCUGUACGGCAGACGCACAGACACCAGGUACAGUAAAUCAGUUGCGCCAUUAUUUUAACACAUAGAAAAUAAAUAUCACAAAAUAGGGUUGUUACGCACUGACUUGUAUUGGGAGAAAUUAAUCUCCUAUUUUAAAUUUAUGGCUCGUUCAAACAGUGCCUAACAAAGGACGAUAUCAUAUAGAAAUAGAAUAACACUAGUAUGACACUCAAAACAUUAACAAUUACAAUUAAUAAGAUUUAAUUCAGUAAUAAUACAAUUAUAAACAAAAGAAAUAUAAUUACAAAUCAUCAACUUACAGAGUAUGGUAGAACUGGUACCGGUACACAAUUAGUACACUGUGCCAAUGAAUGAAGAAUGCGAAUAAACACAUAAGCACACAAAUACACAAAGAAUAACACACGUCUCGUAAAGUUAAUAAAACCUAUCUGAAUCUCCGCUGAAUCUCUCUCUCUCUCUCUCUGUGCCUGUCAAUCCUUUAUAUAUGUGGGUCUACCGACGCGUCUAGCAAACGCCUUUACUUUUCUAGAAAAAAUUGAGAUCAUUCUACAAAAUACUAGGAGACAGUCUAACAUGUUUAAUUGGUAAACACGGUUGUAAACAAGAUACAUCAAACGAAGAGGCCACGCCCACAACAAACGCUAACGUCUGCUAGGGAUCUAAUUUGGGUCAAGCAAAAUUCAAGCACGGGGAAAUAUAUGCUACAUAACAAUAUAAUGUGCCAAAAAAUAAGGUACAAUGAUAAAUACGAAUUCACUCACACAGAAUAACACACUGUUGUCAUGUGAAGUCAAUAAUAUCUCUCUUCAUUUCAAUCUUGCUUUCUUUGCGUUUAUCGUUGGCUCUACCGAACAUCCGGGGCGUAUUCAGGAUUGUACUAGUAACUAGAACAUUCCACAAUUUGCUAUAAUUUUCUAAGGCCUUCGACUCAAACAAAACAGGCGAUAGCUUAAUUUGUGGUAAACAAGAUCAAAGGGAGUAAGCCACGCCCAGUACAAACGCAGCCUAAUUUGGGGUCAGGCAGAGUUCACGGCACGGGGAAAGUGACGUUAACACGUCGUCUACAUACAGGGUAAAAACCUAUACUUUUAUAGGAGUCUCCACAGCUAGAGAUUUGGUAUUUUAAUUGUAAAAUAAUUGUUUCAUUUGUCUUUUUAUGGCCGAAGAUUGCUUUUUGCCGAUACGUACCUUAUGCAGAUUACUUUACCUAACCUUUAAAUACACAUCAGGGCUGUCGCGUCGUGUCUAAUUUACUUCUCUGACUCUCAACCGUUCGCACGUGACAUCAAACUGUAUCGAUGUCAUGAAAACCUAACCUGUCGAACGCAUAGACAUGAUUUACCAACGAAGUUGCAUACGCAGGAAAGAGUUUGGAAAGUGCAAAAAUUAUAUGUUUGCAGUCUAACUUCAUAUCUAGAUCAAUUAACAAUUUAUGUCAGUAUAUUCACAAUUUAUAUAAACAGUAACCUAUAAAUAGUGGUCGGAGUUAAUGUUAUCUCCCCUUUCCUUUACAUGCAUACUGCUCCAUAGUGAAUAUUAGUUGUUAAGCUUAUUCUCAUGUUAGAUCGCCCCAUCAACCGUAAAAUUGUUUCAUGACUACGUUAUUCCAUCCUCGGCAGGUUCAACCACACAGUGUACGAAUGCUCCAUCGAUGAUGCUUACAGAAACUCAAGAAUGGCCUUCUGGUACCAAAUCAUUCUGGGUGUCACGUGGGUAGUUUGCAUCAUGAUUCUGGUCAUCAUGUACAGCUUCAUCGUCUACAACAUCCGGAAACAAAAACAGCGGCGCCAGCAGCUGGCAUCGAACUCGUACGGCAGUCAGUCUGUCUUAAACAAAAUCAAGAUCUCCAUCACCGACACCAGCAACAACGAGGGCCUACGCGGCGCGCCGCUGCGCACGGAGAUCAUUGCCGUGUCAGACGAUCACGUGCUGACGUGUUCAAGAAGCGGAGACGCUGCCAUUUAUGCCGUGAACAGCCCCAACGACGGUGACGAGGUCCCUGGUAAAGAAGCGAUGUCUCGGCUGGUGGACGCUGUGAGGGAGCAGGAUGAGAAGAUUUUCAGGAGCACGGCGGAGAGCAGGAGAUCUGUGAAUAGUUCUUCGGAGAGGAGGAGAUCUAAGAAAAGGUCUUCGGAGACGAGUAGGUCUAUAACAAGAUCAUCGAACGCCAGUGGAUCGGUGAAAAGAAGCUCCGAAACAAGCCGGUCUGUCAAGAGACUAUUUUCAAGGGACGCAAAUCCGUUGUUUCAGGAAGAUGAAGAUGGGGACGAUGCGGCCAGCGAUGACAACGGGACCUCGUUUGGCGAUGAUGUUUCUUUAACAGGAAGCAACAAAGUAUCAACAAACGUGACCAAGUCAAGUCUUAACAACUACCUGGCAGCGUCCAUGGAUACAGGCUUCACUCUCAGGUCCGGAAGUUACUGCCGGGAAGAGAGUGUGACAUCACAGCCUGACGUCAUACCAACAAGAGCCCGAAAACGUGGUCAUUUCUUCGGCCGGUAUCGGCCGUGGGACUCUAUGGGCGUGGCUUGUCAGACCAGGGUGGUAAGUACCAUGAUGGACAGAGACUGGACGUCCAACAGUUUCCCUCUCCUGGACUGUCCGGAGACCCAUAUGGUACCUAUUAUAAGAAGAGCGUCAUCAUUGCCUUGUUUGCUGAAUUUACAUGGGAGAAAAAGCGACGAGUCGGGUUUCGAAGAUUUCUCUGAAAUCCAAAUCCCCGAAGCUGAGACGAGGCUCAAAGAAGGAACACCAUAUGAAGCAAAAAAUCACAUUAAUUCUGCCAAACAAAGAACAUCUUCGUUGGUUUCCCAAUCAGUCAGCAAAAACCCGCACGCCAACGUGACGUGGGACUCCAUCCAUGACAACAGUUUAACUCUGAGCAGGACCAGUAAAACCAGUCAGGUAUCUGCCAACAGACAAACGCCCAACGGUUUCCGCUCUCAGAGCGUGGCAACGACCGCAACCAGCAAAUCUAGGAAGAAAUCGUGUGUUCGCGAUAUCAAAACAUCACGCGUCAGUUUCAUGAUGUUCCUCGUGACGCUCGGCUUCGUCCUCAGUUAUCUCCCCCACCUGGUCCUUCAGGUGUUCGGCGUGCUGUCCCCGCCGUGGCUGGUCGAACGUCUGCUGUGCCCGCGCAGUGGUUACUACAUCACCCACCACCUGCUGAUGAGGUCGUUCUUCAUCAACAACGCCAUCAACCCCAUCAUCUACAGUUUCUACAACAAAACCUUCAGGGCUCGCUGCCUGCGGAUACUCAAAUCACCAAAAUCUCUCCUGAAGGCUUCCACCAAUGAUUUCGGAGUUUCCGUUUCUCAAGAUAAUGAUACGUCAUAAAACUGCUCCAGGUAGACUGCAUAAACGGACACUAUUAGUCAUCAUGGACUGUUCUAUAAUUCAUGGACUACUAGUAUUGCUCGCCCCAGAAUGAGAUUAGAAUCCGAUGCGUUUCCUCCAGGUUAAACCAUCUGGACAAAUAAGUCUAUCACCAGAAUGGCUUUAUAAUUUUGAAACACGACUGUUGAAAGAACAUGCCGCGCUCAUUUAUAAUAAGAUGAUGGCACUUUGUACAUGUGUUCCGAAUGCUGGAGUUAGGACACAGGACAAAGAAUUAAGCGUAGACAGGAAAUGAAGAAAUUGGAUGCCGUGAUCAUUCCAAGGACUCGGUGU